AACAAUUGGAUUGAAAUUGAGAGAAUCAGAUUUCAUUUCAGAUCAGCCACUUUCACUCAAUCUUCUGUUUUCUCUCUCAUUAAGAAAGUGUUGAAUCAAAUACGAAAGCUUAAAUCCCUUAUUGUACGGACGAUCUCCAUCUCCAUUGGCGAAGAUAAGAUUAAGAUAUGCCGAGCCGUUGCGAAAUCUGCUGCGAAUUACUCAUCGCCAUCUUGCUUCCUCCGCUUGGGGUUUGCUUCAGACAUGGUUGUUGCAGUGUUGAGUUUUGUAUAUGCUUGUUGUUGACCAUUCUCGGUUAUGUUCCUGGAAUAAUCUACGCUCUUUAUGCAAUUGUGUUCAUCGAUCGCGAUCAGUACUUUGACGAUGACCGCCGUCCUCUUUACGUGGCCUGAUCUGUAUUUUGAUUCUAAAUUACGUGAAUUGAAUCGUUGUUUGAUCUGUGAUGUAGUAAUUUAUGGUGUUUGUUCAUCGAUUCUGUUUAUAUACAUUAUUGGUGUAUGAACACUGAACUUGGAUUUCCUUCUCCGUGUGAUAUUGUUUAUGCACGAGUUUUGUUUGAAAUAAUACCCUUUUCUCGUAAUGUA
This is a messenger RNA of Humulus lupulus (European hop), 584 nucleotides long. RefSeq names its product UPF0057 membrane protein At4g30660-like. The record is from RefSeq and is a predicted model, not a curated record. The transcript is spliced from 2 exons. The coding region runs from base 168 to 392 and encodes 74 amino acids. Gene Ontology annotation, cellular component: membrane. NCBI's taxonomy places the organism in Eukaryota, Viridiplantae, Streptophyta, Magnoliopsida, Rosales, Cannabaceae.